This is a messenger RNA of Dicentrarchus labrax (European seabass), 3612 nucleotides long. It is a transcript of the gene cp, whose product is annotated as ceruloplasmin. Gene Ontology annotation, cellular component: plasma membrane. The coding region runs from base 181 to 3402 and encodes 1073 amino acids. The record is from RefSeq and is a predicted model, not a curated record. Gene Ontology annotation, molecular function: oxidoreductase activity; copper ion binding. Gene Ontology annotation, biological process: iron ion transport. NCBI's taxonomy places the organism in Eukaryota, Metazoa, Chordata, Actinopteri, Moronidae. The transcript has 24 exons.
CGAAAGUGUCUCAGACAGACUGACUGAUUAACGCCUGUCAGUUAUCUGCACUGUUUGUCUUCAACAUCAUCAUCAUCAUAAUCAUCAUCAUCUGCUGGAUUAGUGAACAGAAAUAAAGACUCAUCUCCUUCAGUUGGCAGUUCCCCUGUGGACUUGUGAUUGUAUCGUUUCAUCUUCAAAAUGCGUCGGUUGGGGUUGAGGGGAGCCUUGCUGCUGUGUUGUGCAGCAGUAUGUGUGUCUGGGGUGACAAGAGAGUACUUCUUCAGGAUAGAGGAGGUGUCUUGGAACUAUGCCCCAAGUGGGAUGAACAUCAUUCAAAACCGCACUCUGCAGGAGGAUGAAGAAGCCUCCGUGUUUUUAAAAAAAGGCCCCCAGCGUAUCGGCCCCACUUAUAAGAAAGCUGUGUAUAAGCAGUACAGCGACGCCACCUACAGGACUGAGGUGACGAAGCCGGACUGGCUGGGCUACCUGGGGCCGCUGUUGAUGGCCGAGCAGGGGGACACAUUGAUCGUCCACCUGAGGAACAUUGCCUCCAGACCUUACAGCAUCCACCCACAUGGACUGAACUACAGCAAGGGCAAUGAGGGAGCCCUAUACCCAGACGGUACCAGUCCAGAGCUGAAGCGUGAUGACUCAGUGGCUCCUAGUACAACAGUGAGAUAUGAGUGGACCCUCCCAGAGAGCCACGGCCCAACGGCAGAGGAUGACAACUGUCUAACCAGAUUCUACCACUCCCACGUCUCCCCACCGAAAGACAUCAACUCAGGACUGAUAGGACCCCUCAUCAUCUGCAAGAGAGGAACUCUGGACGUACAUGGAGAUAGGUCAGGAGACUACAUGUAUGCUCUGCUGUUCAUGGUGUCAGAUGAGAACUUCAGCUGGUACCUGGAUGAAAACAUCAGGACGCACAUCACGAAUCCUGCCCAAGGCCUGAAGGAGAAUGAAGAUUUCAUUGAGAGCAACAAAAUGCACGGUAUAAAUGGUUUUCUGUACGGUAACCUGCCUGGACUGAGCAUGUGUCAAGGCAACAAGAUCCAUUGGCAUUUGUUUGCAUUAGGCAAUGAGGUGGACAUGCAUUCAGUUCAUUUCCAUGGCCAAAUCCUGACCAUUCAGAACCACCAUACAGACACAGUCAGCCUUUUUCCUGCGGUCAGCACUACAGCUGAAAUGGUAGCUGACAACCCCGGACACUGGCUGCUGACGUGCACUGUCAACGAUCAUUUGAUGGCUGGAAUGCAGGCGAUAUUUGAGAUCAAGAAGUGUUUCCCCAAUGUCCAUAAACCACGGCCACACGGUGAACUCAGACAGUACUUCAUUGCUGCUGAAGAAGAGGUCUGGGACUACGCUCCCACGCCACCUAAUGAUGGUGAAGCAGACCUGUUUGUAACCAAAGGUCGAAACCGUAUUGGAAGUCGCUAUAAGAAAGUGCGUUAUGUGGAAUACACCGACAACACCUUCACAACAAAGAUGCUGCGCAGUGCAGAGGAGCAACACCUUGGAAUUCUGGGUCCUGUGCUACGGGCUCAAGAAAAGGACACUAUCAGUGUGGUGUUCAAGAACAAAGCCAGCCGACCUUACAGUAUACAACCACAUGGUGUUCAGUACAGUGUGGAACAGGAUGGGACGCUCUAUCAUAAUGAACUUGAAGAGUCCUAUACAGCAAAAAAACUGCGGGAGCUAAAGAGGGAACCAAGAGUGGUGACACCUCCCCCAGCUGCUCUGGUCAGACCUGGGACGGUGCACACCUAUGAGUGGAUGGUGCCAGUGGGUGCUGGUCCAGUACAGGGGGAGGCUGACUGUCUGACCUAUCUGUACUACUCUGGAGUGGAUCCUGUUAAAGACACCAACUCUGGACUGGUUGGACCGCUCCUCAUCUGUCGACUUGGAUCUCUGAAGAAAGGAGCACAGAAAAACUAUGACAAAGAGUUCCACCUCAUGGCUACCGUGUUUGAUGAGAACCUGAGCUGGUAUCUGGAUGAAAACAUUAAGACCUUCACCACUGCCCCCACCACUGUUAACAAGGAGGAAGAGGAAUUUAUGGAAAGCAACAAGAUGCACGCCAUCAAUGGCUUUGUGUAUAGGAACCUCCCAGGCCUGACCAUGUGCAAGGGGGAUAAAGUAACGUGGCACCUGUCCGGACUGGGUUCAGAGUCAGACAUCAACAGCCUUUACUUCCAGGGAAACCGCUUCAUCUACCACCAGAACAGACGAGACUCCAUCAGCGUCUUCCCUCACAUCUCACACACUGUCACUAUGGAGCCAGACAGCAUGGGUCAGUUUGAAGUGGUGUCACCUACAGUGAACCAUUAUCGUGGUGGGAUGAGAGCCAACUACACGGUACAGAAGUGCAGCCUCUUUCAGCGUCAGAGUGAGAUUAUGCUCCAUUCAAAAACCUACUACAUCGCUGCCAUGGAAACUGAAUGGGACUACUCUCCGAACCGCACCUGGGAGGCUGAGAUGUUCCGCGGUCAGGACAGUCCUGCUCAUGUCUUCCUGGACCAGCAGGGUGGGUUUAUAGGCUCCAGUUACAAGAAGGUGGUCUACCGUCAGUUCACCAACGACAAAUUCACCAAGCAGGUGGAUAGAACGGCUGAUAUGGAGCACCUUGGCAUUAUGGGUCCAAUGAUUCAUGCUGAUGUUGGAGACAAGGUGAAGGUGGUUUUUAAAAACAUGGCGUCCAGGCCUUAUUCUAUCCAUGCCCAUGGAGUCAAGACAGAGACCCCAGAUGUUUACCAAACCCAACCAGGUGCGACUCACACCUACUAUUGGUAUGUUACAAAGAAUACAGGACCAACUGCAGAGCAAGAGCAGUGCUCUGUGUCAGCAUACUACUCCACUGUUGAUGUUACCAAGGACCUGUACAGCGGUCUGAUUGGUCCGUUGGUGAUCUGUCGUCGUAGCUGGGGCAGGUCUUUGGGUAUGAAGAAGGAAAUAGAAGAGUUUGCACUGCUUUUCCUGGUUUUUGAUGAGAAUGAGAGCUGGUAUCUGGAUGAAAAUAUCAGGACCAAAAUCAGGACCCCACGCCAAAACUUGAAGGAGGAUGAAACCUUCAUAGAGAGCAACAAGAUGCACUCAAUUAAUGGGCUUAUGUAUGGAAAUCUAAAUGGUUUGAACAUGGAGGUGGGUGAUAAAGUUUACUGGUACCUGAUGGGAAUGGGCAAUGAUGUGGACAUUCACACCGCACAUUGGCAUGGACACAGUGUGGAAUAUAAGAUGGGUGGAGGUCCUCAUCGUACGGAUGUGUAUGAACUGUUUCCAGCCACCUUCCAGACAGUAAAGAUGCAUCCUCAGUAUCCUGGAACCUGGCUGCUCCACUGUCACGUCACUGACCACAUUAAAGGUGGCAUGGAGGCGAUGUAUACUGUUACUGAAAAAGCAAAGAAGAAGGGAAUCUUUGGCUGAAAUGUUGAGGAAAAUGUAUCCAGAAAGAAAACAGCAGAGACCAGCUUAAAUUAAAUAUUAGUGCCAUAUCGAGUAAACUCUUUGUCAUUUUAUAUUUAAAUGUUCAUUAAUGUUCAUUCAUUCAAUUGUCUGACUGCUUUGAUAUUUUCUAAAUGACAAAGAAGACUGUAAGACUACUGUGAAAAGAAUAAAGUAAAUUAAAACCUGAAA